AGUUCGCCAGUUUUCCUUCUUCGCGUUCGAUGACUGAUUGUGCGGAAUCGUCGUCUCGGUCGGUGUGAAAAACGAGAGAGAGGAAAAAAAAUCGAAAUUUUCGCAAAUUGAUAAAACGUUCCGCUAUCAGCCCAACCGAUUAGUUUCGAUUGCGCGGAAGUAGAUUAUCAUCGGACUGGUGGUGACGGCGCGGUGGCCAAGCGAGUGUGAAAUUGCCAGUGAAAAACAAACGCACUUUUAUUUGUCUUCUUUUUUUUCUGCACGACUUCGACUUCGAUGGUGGACUGAGUUUUGUUUGGGGAGUGGAUUUCGUUCCGUUUUUCUCGUCGGUUCCCGCGCCAGGGUGGACAGUUUGGUGUGUGUGUGUUUGCGGGUAACUUGGAAAGGAGGGCAACACGAUGUAUCAAUCGGCCUGCCACGCCGCGGCCGGAGGUUGUUCGACGCAGGAACGGAACGACCGGGAUGGGUUGAUAACACACGAAUCGGCGGUGGCCCCGGUCGAGCAUGAUUACAGCGGGUUCGACAUCGUGAAGGCCACCCAGUAUGGGGCGAUUGGCCGGGUGAAGGAGCUGAUCGAGGCCGGAUGGGACGUGAACCAGCCGGACAGUGAAACGGUCACGCUGCUGCACUGGGCUGCGAUCAACAACCGGAAGGACAUUAUCAAAUACUUUUUGGAUAAGGGAGCGAUCGUGGACGCGGUCGGGGGAGAACUGAACGCGACUCCGCUGCAUUGGGCCACCCGGCAGGGUCAUUUGGGAGCGGUUGUACUGUUGCUGGCUGCCGGAGCCGAUCCCAGUCUAAGGGACGCUGAAGGUUGUUCCUGCAUUCACCUGGCGGCCCAGUUUGGCCACACGGCACUCGUCGCGUACUUUAUCGCCCGUGGCGUUAAUCCAGAUCUACAAGAUCGCGGUGGAAUGACCGCCCUCAUGUGGGCAGCCUGGAAGAUCUCAGCCCUGGAUCCGGUCCGGCUCCUGUUAACUCUCGGCGCAAAUCCGAGCCUCGCCGAUCACACCCACGGAAACACGGCCCUGCACUGGGCCAUCCUAGCCCGGAACGCGACCGCCGUCAGUACGCUCAUCCUGAAAGGCAAAGCCAGCCUGGAAAUACCAAAUCUCCGCGGGGACACUCCCCUCACGAUGCUGCAGCCCCAUCUCGGCUCCAUCUGGAUAGGCUCGAAAGUGUCGGAAAAGGUUCGCGAACUCACCCAGCAAUCCCAGCGUCGAAACAUCAUCGUCCGCAUGACGCACGACAAACGACUCCGCUGGUGGAGCAUGAUCGCAACCCCUUUCCUCGUAUUCUACCUUGCCGGACUGAUCUUCUGCGCCGAGACCCUGAUCAUCAUCAAAAUCUUCCUGCUCGGAUGUCUGUACGCUCUGUCCCACGCCGUUGGCCAAACCCUGUUCGACGAAACGUUGAUGGCGCUGCUCCCGCUGAGCGUUUACAUGGCCACCAAGGCGUGGUUCUACGUCACCUGGUUGACGUACAUUGCGCCGUCGGUGUCCUUUCUGGCGUCCGUUUCCUUCCUGACGUGCAGCGCCGGGUUGUGGGUGUGUUUCCUCAAGUCGUGGCGAGGCGAUCCGGGCGUCAUUCAGCCGACGCAGGAGCAGAGAUUUAGGACCAUCGUCGAGCUAUCGGAGCGCGGUGGCGGCGGCUUCGAACCGUCCGCCUUCUGUUCGGCCUGCCUCGUGCGGCGACCCGUCCGCUCCAAGCACUGCUCCGUGUGCGACCGGUGCGUGGCCCGGUUCGACCAUCACUGCCCCUGGGUGGGAAACUGCAUCGGCUCCAAGAAUCACAAGUACUUUAUGGGAUUCCUGUGGAUGCUGCUAACGAUGUGCUGCUGGAUGCUGUACGGCGGCGCCAACUUCUACGUCCAGGCCUGCAACGUCAACAUGGAUGAAGGUCUGUGGAGCGCGAUGGUCGCCAUCGGGUCAUGCAACCCGUGGGUCGGCUGGGUGAUGGCCAACGCCCUGCUGCACAUGUCCUGGGUGACGGUGCUGACGAUCUGCCAGACGUACCAGGUGGUGUGCCUCGGUAUGACGACGAACGAGCGCAUGAACCGCGGUCGCUACCGGCACUUCCAGGCCAAGGGCGGCAAGAGUCCGUUCACGCGCGGUCCCGUCCGGAAUCUGUUUGAUUUCCUCGAGUGCGGCUGCUUCGGGCUCGUUCAACCGCUGCAAACCGACUGGAUGCAGUACUUUGACUUUGACAAAUCGAUCGAGCACGAACCGCUGCUCCGGCCGGACAACUUUCAGUACGUCUGAGUGCGUCAGCGGGGGGAACCGGAGGCGCAAGGGGAAGACUCGAUGCCGGCCGCUGGAGGACGAGAUGAGGCGGCUGGCGGUGCAGGCGAUGCUGCGAACCGGGGUGAAAAACAAGCUAAUUUGAGGACGGUGACGACGACGACGACGGUUGACGGUAAGGUGGAAAUUACGAUGGUCUGAAGACCUAGUUUUAUAGCGAGUAGGACGAAUUCCGUUGAUUCCGAACGAAGAAAGGCUUUAGCUAGGCAUGGUAAGGACUAAAAUGUGGUAGAAUUGUGCUUAAUACGUACUUGCGCGUGUGUGUAAAGAAGGUUGGGUCUGGUAGAGAGCCACUCGAUCAACAUAAGGGUAAAAAAAGACACAAAUAUUAUAUAUAUUUGGUAUAUAUAAACAAAGAAGAAAAAACAUUCAUUACUACAGCGGUGUUAGGGACAGCGAGAGAGAAGAUUAAGCAAUAGAUUGUACCCCUCCGCUUUCCACCCCCUUCAUUACUUAGAUAGAAUUGUAAAAGUUUCCCAAAAACUAGUUCGUACGAUAUAAAUGAGUGUUGUUGAUUAAGGUUGAAAUCGCGUUCACGAUUUGUUUUCCUUCCUUCUUUCGCGCUGCUUCUGUAAUUGUCGCACCUUAAAUGUUAGACGCACUUGCACUGCACCGACACAAUCCGUAUCAGGAGAGUUUUUGCGGUUAUCAUUGCUUCGCAAUAGUCUAUACAGAAGGAAUUUUUAAACUCAAACUCAACGGCUUUUGUGUGCGGGUGAUUUCUGCGAAAUCUUCGCGUAAUGUUUUGAUGGCAAAUUUAAUUUCUUCGCCUGAUUUAGUUUUGUACAGACACGGAAAUCACCACUGUUAAAAUAUAUUAAAAAGAAAAAGUUGAUUCUUCUUUCAGCAAAUCAAAGCAAAUGCACUAACAAUGGGAUUUUUUUUUUCAUACAUUUAUUCGGUUAUUUCAAACCAUUCGUCAAAAUAAACAAUUUUCCUCGAUUUUCUCCACAAACACUGGAAUUUAUUUGCUUGUUAACUAGCUUCUUUUGCUGGUUUUCUGGAAUGUCUUUUGCUUAAUCAAAUCUGGAUUGUAGACGACGAAAAAACAGUCAAAUAUAUUUUACAAUUAUACAAAAUCAUUCACUGAGAGGGAAAACCCAAAAAAAAACACAAACAAAAUUUUCACUCUUCAAAACAGAACCAAAUUUUCACUUCCUGUCAACCAAACGACUCGCGCUUCGCAACGCCUACCGCGACCGAAGCUCCGCCCUCCGGCCAAACUUCGCUUGCGCGAGCCGAGCCGAACGCCAAACAAACAGUCUUGCGCAGGCGCGUAGCAACCGUAGCAACCCGACAACGUAGCAACCGUAGCAAUAAACAACCGAAAAGUUAUAAAUAGGGGUGGCUACCCAGCAACCGGCAAUUGAGUCCAACUGAUCAUCAUGAACGGAGGUAUGCUGCUCAAUUUUUUCCGAAUAAUUUUUCGGUCUUUUUUUCAGGCCCAAAUGGACUCGAAUUUCACUCCGGACCAAGUUCCGGAUGUAGAAAUGUCAAAUUUAAGGAAUAAUUACCUCGAUGUGGCCACUGAGGCCACCGUUCAAGAAUGGUUCGGAAUGAUAAACGAAAUUCGCCGGAAUUCGGUGCUUCCGGGCCCGAGAUCGCUUGCGGAACUAGCUUUCGCGGCGAUUUCGGUCCCGGAACCACUGGCAGGUAUCAGAAUUCGUAUUUUUGAACCGACUGUGGUGUUUCCGGGACCGCGAUCGCUGGCGGAAUUAGCCUACGAUGCGAUCCCGGUUCCGGAAUCAUCGUCGGAUGACUUGAGCAACUUUUUUGAUCAUUCUGCGGUGGGUCUGGAAACGGAUCCACUUGCAGUUCCAAAUUCAAUGUGCAAUUAUUUCAAUUCAAACCUUUCGGAAGAAUCUGUGGUGGAUCCGACUCCGUCGGGUUCACUAUCGGAUAACCAAAUUAACAGUGUUAUUAUUGAUUUGGAACCAACUGCGGCAGUUCCCAAUACGGAAUUGCCAGCAGAUCAAAAUUUAAAAGUUAAUGUAGAUUGCAAAUAUUUUUGGUGUUACGAUUGUCGCAGUCCCAGGAACAGUUUACCCUGGUCCUUGAGACUGCGAUAUUCCAAAUUUUCAAUGAUUUCUAGAUAUUUAUCUUUUAUUUUCGUUUGUAUUUUAGUUGCGUUUUUGUUUGUUUUUAGUUUCUUUUAGUUAAACUUUCCUCUCUUUAGUUUGAUUUUGGACCAACUUCAAAAUUUUGUAGUGACUUUUUAGUUUGUAGAAGCGACCUGAGUACAGUUUGUUUGGAUAUUUGGUUGAUUUUUCACUUAAAUUUGUGCAUUUUAAUACGAUCUUUGAAAAAUAUUUGAAAAAGCUAAAGCCAACUUGGUAGAUUUUCUUUUUUGCUUUCGAAAACAACCAAUUUUGAGCUCUUUCUGUAUGGUGUGAAACCCAUAUCAGACUAUAAACGAAAAUUUAAGUCAAAAUUUAGUUGCUUAUCAAAAUUAAAAGUUAAAUUUUCUGUACGGUGUAAAACCCGUUAUCAGACUGUAAACGAUUUCAUUUAGAUUUUUCAAAAAAGAAAAUCUUCCAAUUUGGUUUGCAAUCAAAAUUUAAAAUUUUCGUAUUGAUCUGUGCAAAUUUAAGUGAAAAAUCGGCCUUCAAAAUUUGUUAGGACUCUUUUAAGUAAGGAGUCCACAUCAGAAAGCUCCCCUUUUAGUUAAGUGUUGAGCUUUUUGGUGUGGGGGUGUGUGGUGGGCCAGUGCUCAGGUCGCGAAGCAAAUUCUUUUUAGAUUGUAAUUUUGUUUGAUCUUUACAUUAAAUUGAAAAAAAGUUUUUUUACAGAAAUGAAGAAGCGAAAAAAAUGCCCGCUUUAACAUUGUUAGUGCAAUUGCUUGAAGCGCAGAAAGUGUUCCAUUCUAAAUGUUAGAUGCUAUUUAUUUAGACUAAACUUAAACCAAAAAAAAAAAAAUAACACUGCACCGUGUGAUGAAACCAAGUUCCCAGAUAACACCACAAUUGCACCCUCCCAAGUGAGCAGUAAGUCAGCGUGUAUAAGAACGUUUAGAAUGUUUAAAAAGUCCCCUCCCCCCACAAAUCAACACAAAAUAUAAAUAUCUUCGCUAGUGAGUAAGCAAAUUGCAACACUGUUACUGUACCUUUUAGAAUGAAGCUGUAAGAAAUUCUUUACUCUGUAAGCCCCUCCCCCCGAAAGAGUGUACGUAGAAACAAAAGGUAGAACACGCCACGACGGGAAAAAUCUAAUUCUUCCCAGUAAAGCGCGCGCACGCGAUCGUAAAUGAUACGUAUUAAAAGAUGGCAAGGAGAACUCGCUGUAUUAAAUAGAGACCCACGCACUUUUAAUCCUCUUUUUUUAUUCGAUCUAUUGCAACCAAAAACUCUAAACCACACCAGGAAAGACA
Messenger RNA from Culex pipiens pallens (northern house mosquito), 5667 nucleotides. RefSeq names its product palmitoyltransferase Hip14 (gene Hip14). The coding region runs from base 399 to 2261 and encodes 620 amino acids. Gene Ontology annotation, cellular component: Golgi membrane. Gene Ontology annotation, molecular function: palmitoyltransferase activity; protein binding. The transcript is spliced from 4 exons. Lineage: Eukaryota; Metazoa; Arthropoda; Insecta; Diptera; Culicidae. Gene Ontology annotation, biological process: protein palmitoylation. The record is from RefSeq and is a predicted model, not a curated record.